Phytophthora sojae is the source of this 822-nucleotide messenger RNA. RefSeq lists its product as hypothetical. The transcript is spliced from 3 exons. Lineage: Eukaryota; Oomycota; Peronosporomycetes; Peronosporales; Peronosporaceae. The record is from RefSeq and is a predicted model, not a curated record. The coding region runs from base 1 to 822 and encodes 273 amino acids.
AUGGAUGAUGCCUGGCGCCUGCGCCGCCAGGAGGCCGUCCAUCCUGGGACCCGCGGAAGGGACAUAUCCGAGCUGGUGGACACGUUCGUUCACCGCCGCGAGGGCGAUAUGUCCACCGCAGGCUUGCAAGACGACGCCGUUGCCAAGUUGCUGGGCCUAAGCGUGAAGAACUACCGCAAAACCUACAAAGCCGAGUUUCUCAUGGAGCUUGACAUACGGGCGAACAUCAUGGAGGAGACUGUCGUUGGGACUGAUGUGAUCCUGCCGAAGCUACUGCUCUACAUCUCCGGCUCUCGGCGAUCGAUUGUCAUCUUUUGCUUUGAUUUUACUCUGUAUCUGGUGGCGAAGGCCCUAGUUGUGGCCAUGGAACGUGGACUGGUCGCGAAAAUGAAGGGGUUCGGCGAGGUUGGCCCUAUUGACCAGAUCGCUGAUUCGAUAGCUGGUUAUUUUUCGAGCGCAGAGGAGGCUGUGGACGGAGAUGUCGAGCCUGAUGCAGACCCAAGUCAGGUCGACCUGAACGAUCUGGUUGAGCCCGAACCGGCGCCACAACCUGUGGCACAAGAGGAGCCCAGAGCAAUCCAGCCCGUUCCAUAUGGGGGAGCUUCACCCGCGUUUGAAUUACGACGAGAGCGGGCUCUGAAGCUUGCCUUGCUGGGUCCAUUCAUCGAGCACUUGCCCCAAGGUGAAAGAGCUCACAAUCCUGAAUGGAGGGACCGUACCAAGCGAAUUGACAAGCUGAUUAAAGAUUGGCAGAACGACAAGCGCAAGAAACUGGAGGAGGAGGUUGAAGCUGCGAAUGCAAGAGCCUGUCCAGUACAGUAA